This is a messenger RNA of Candidozyma auris, 2853 nucleotides long. It is a transcript of the gene SEF1, whose product is annotated as Sef1p. The record is from RefSeq and is a predicted model, not a curated record. The coding region runs from base 1 to 2853 and encodes 950 amino acids. The transcript has a single exon. Gene Ontology annotation, biological process: DNA-templated transcription; regulation of DNA-templated transcription. Gene Ontology annotation, molecular function: DNA-binding transcription factor activity, RNA polymerase II-specific; zinc ion binding; transcription cis-regulatory region binding. Lineage: Eukaryota; Fungi; Ascomycota; Pichiomycetes; Serinales; Metschnikowiaceae. Gene Ontology annotation, cellular component: nucleus.
AUGAAGCUGAUCCUACCCAAACCUUCCUCGGGCGUGCUGACCCCGUCCCCCUCGAUGCCCAACAAACGGAAACUGGUGACUGGAGAAUAUUCUUCCAAGCGGUCGAGAUCGACGCUGAGCCCACCGCCAAAUCACUCGACUCUCAAAAAGGAGUCCUCUGCCAUGGACAAGAUUUCUGCUCUGCAAGCGGCCAAAAACAGCCGGCCCGUGACGCUGUGUACAUUUUGCCGGCAACACAAGAUCAAAUGCAACGCGCUGGACAACUUCCCCAACCCGUGCACGAGGUGCAACAAGAUGGGGUUGAAGUGUGAGAUCGACCCGCAGUUCAAACCGAAGAAGGGCUCGCAGAUUCAGAUGUUGAUUGGCGACGUGGAGGAGUUGAAGCUGAAGAUCGAGAUGCUCUCCAGAAAUGAACACUUGUUGACUCAGGCGUUGAACCAGCAUAACCAUUUCAUGCUGCAUGGUGGGGGUCAGUCGUCACCAGGCUACCCCGGACUGGCAGCCAGACCACCACUUCUGGUCAGAACGCUUCUGAGCCAUUACACACCAAACUCUGCCAUUGAUCAAUUUGCCGGCGGCCACUUCACCCCUCCACAUCACCCCCAUCAACCUCAUCACCCUCACCACGGCCCUGACUCGGUGCCUCCAUCGCACACAACUUACAACCCUGCGCAAAAUACCAUAAACGACGCCACGGGGUCGGGUCAGGCCAUCACCAAUUUGUCCCUGGUGUUUCAUGGCAACUCUACAGAUAAUUCUCCAGCUACGUUUGCCAGUGACACCCAGGGCAACUACACACAGUCGCCAGAGGACCACUCUGCUCAGACAGAGAUGUACUCUGAGUUUAUCUUGGGUGAUGUUCGACUUCCGUUGAAGAAAGCCGACGAGCUUCACGACCGCUUCAUGAGCAAAUUCCUUCCUUUCCUUCCUAUCCUCACGUCUUCCUCUGCAACUGAGCUCUACACCAAGUCUCAGUUGUUGUUCUGGACAGUGAUGCUUACGGCUUCACUCUCAGAGCCUGAGCCCGGAUUGUACAUGUCGCUCGCGGUGCUCAUCAAGCAGUUGGCUAUCGAAACCUGCUGGAUCAGAACGCCUCGUUCCACUCACGUUGUUCAGGCUCUUAUCAUCCUUGCCGUGUGGCCACUUCCAAAUGAAAAAGUUUUAGACGAUGCUUCGUACCGCUUUGUCGGUUUAGCCAAAAACUUGUCCUUGCAGUUGGGUCUUCACAGAGGUGGAGAAUUUAUCCAGGAAUUUAGUCGAACGCAAGUCAAUUUGGGCCCGAAUUCCGACAUCUGGAGAACCAGAUCAUGGUUGGCUGUGUUUUUCUGCGACCAAUUCUGGUCCUCCGCUCUUGGGUUGCCCCCUUCUAUCAACACCACAGAUUACUUGCUUGAGAAUGCCAGAGUCGACCAAUCGUUGCCCGCAAACUUCAGAUGCUUGGUCUCCUUGUCAAUUUUCCAGUGCAAGCUUGUCAAUGUGAUGGGUAUUUCUGUCACGAGAUCAGAUGGCUUACUCGAGCCCUCUAAUCGUGCAGCUUCUCUCAACAUUCUUGAUAGAGAACUCGAAAGACUUAAAUUCAAGCUCAACAUCAUGGAAGGUUCUGCCAUUGAGAUGUACUACUUGUAUUUGCGUCUCAUGAUCUGUUGUUUUGCAUUCCUUCCAGGCACGCCUAUUGAAGACCAAGUAAAGUACGUCAGCACGGCUUAUUUGUCGGCUACAAGAAUUAUUACUAUUGCUUCGCAACUCGUUAGUGUCGACUACAUCUCCCUAAUCGAGCUUCCUAUUUAUGUCAGACAAGCGGUAAGUUACUCCGCUUUUAUGCUUUUCAAAUUGCACUUGUCAAGAUACCUCAUUGAGAAGUAUGUUGACAGUGCUCGUCAGUCUAUUGUGACGGUACAUCGUUUAUUCAGAAACACGCUAUCGUCCUGGAAAGACUUGCAGAACGAUCUCUCGAGAACUGCAAAGGUAUUGGAAAAUUUGAAUAUUGUGCUCUACACCUACCCAGAAAUAUUCUAUGAUGAUGAGAGCACUAGUACAGAAGGCAGUAUCAUUACACGAAUGCGUUCGCAUUUGACGGCCUCCCUUUUCUACGACUUGGUGUGGUCGAUUCACGAAGCGAGAAGAAGAACUUUGCAGGGCAAGGACAAUGAUGAAAAUGAGAGCAGAAUUAAAAUCAAGGAAGAAGAGGGCGUAAAGCGCCCAUUAGCUCUUCCUUUUUACAACCAAAUUACGAAGGAUGACUUCAAAACUUUGACCACGACAACGCCAAACGGAACAACAAUUACGACGUUGGUGCCAACGGAUCAGGCUCUUAAUCAAGCCAAACUUGAAAGCGAGAAUGGUCUGAAGAAAUCAAUGGAAAUCAACGGUGUCCCACUUGCCAUGCUAGAGGCCACUGGUAGUACGAAGGAUGUCGAUAGUAUCCGCAUUUCUAGCUUUGACCAAGGAACCAAGUCAAUAAGCGCUGAAAACGAACCUCAUCUUGAUAGAGGGUCGUUCACUGCCCAAGUGGGCCCAGGAACAGCCUUGUCGCUCGAAACACAGAAUCAACCGCAGCAGCCAUCCCUGGUCAUGAAACAGCUGCUGGAUCCUACACAUGGACAGCAAUUUGACCAGCAAGAUGUAUUGUCACAGCAAAAUUCCUUGGCCUACGAUGGACCUAUAUCGGGCUCUAGCGAAGCCCGAACUCCAGGAGCGGUCAAUCUACAAUACAGCACCAGUAUGGGAAGCGCUGGCAUGGCUGAUCAGCUUGACAACUUCUUCCAGCAGCAGUCGCAUGGGUGGCUUAAUAAUAAUCACCAGGACGAUGAUUUCCUUGGCUGGAUUGACGUGAACAUGCUUCCCGAAAAAUAA